This is a messenger RNA of Cutaneotrichosporon oleaginosum, 681 nucleotides long. RefSeq lists its product as uncharacterized. The record is from RefSeq and is a predicted model, not a curated record. Lineage: Eukaryota; Fungi; Basidiomycota; Tremellomycetes; Trichosporonales; Trichosporonaceae.
UAAUCACAUUAGUCGUCUCUCUCCCGUCCCCGCGCUAUUACUUGCACCAUACACGUGCCUCGAGACCAUGUCAACUGCAUAAACACCAUGCACACUCAGCAUGCACAUGACUUCGCUUCCAGCAAGGCCAGCGGAACGCGGUCAUGCAUCGACUCCUCCGGCCUGUUGUACCUCCCAUCGGCAUGGACAUUCAAGGUUAGCGUUGAAAUCUUGGUGCACAGCUUCACGGCGGAAACUCCUCGCCACGCCAGCUCACCGCUAGGCAGAUCGAGCGUACACUCACGACUGACGACUGCACGCUCUGUAAACAGCGCGGCGAUGCUCGUCGAGAACAUACAGCGGGGCGAUGCGAAGUGCACAGACAACCAUUCCUACUGUAGCCGACAUCCACUCUCAUGUCGCCUGUCUCACGACCAAGGGAUGAGUGGCAGUCACCCAGUAUUCCCAUUAUUCCACCCCCCGCACUGCUCUCUUCGGCCACUCGGCCAGUCGCCCGUGUCCUGUCCAGACACUCCCGUUUGCCGGGUGGCUUGGUUUCAUGCUCUCUCUCUCUCUCUCCGUGCCUGAGCUCGUCGCUCCGUCUCCGUCUUCUGUCUCGGCUCUCAUUCUCCAGCCUUGGGCGCGCUCAACCAUUGCGAUCGGCGUCGGUGUCACUUGCCACUACCCACCACACCAUACACC